Molecule: messenger RNA, 324 nt
Organism: Malassezia vespertilionis
Lineage: Eukaryota; Fungi; Basidiomycota; Malasseziomycetes; Malasseziales; Malasseziaceae
Exons: 1
Coding region: 1-324 (107 amino acids)
Source: RefSeq, a predicted model, not a curated record
AUGGAGCGAUGGGCAGCGUUCCACACGGCACAUUUCCAGGAUGCGGCACGACGCCAGUGGUUUGCCGAGCAGCUCAGCGCGCAGCACUGCACGCGGGACGAGCUUGAAGAUGCAUACACGACGCCAGCGGCGGGUGAGGACGAACGCGCGUGGCAAACGCGCUACGGACUUGCCCACCUCACGCCAAGCGCUGCGCGGAUAUUUGACCAUAGCCGCCGCUUCCGCGAGCGCCGUGCAUCGAUGCAUGCGGGCGAGACUGACGAGCUUGGCUCGCUGCGCGCGCGUGCGCUGGACGCGAUGCAGAAACGACGCACACAGCAGUGA